UCCGCUAGCUGUCAGCGUCUGAAGAGUUUCAGAUCAGAAUCAAAUACUUGUUAUUAGAGAGAGAGGGGACAUUCACACCAUAUUCUACCUCCUUGUGUUUCAGCAAACAGAAGAGAAAGAAUCCCCUUCCCCUUUUUGCUCAAACUGACUUUCCACCGUCCUUUCAAAUAAUCCAAAACACCUUUUUUUUGGCAGCUGCCGGCCUCACCUCUUUAAUCUCGACUGUUCUUUAGUGGCGCCAUGUCUCAGAAGUCGCAGUCAGACGGCGGUCAGAAACAUUUUGCUGCCGGUCGAGGACUUCUGGCCGCCGCUGAGACUUUAAACUACAGCAUGACCGAUCAGAGAUCCAAUCGGCAAAUGGGGGGGGUUUCGAUGUCCUCAGGUGUUGGUAGUGGUGUUGGCAUCAUGGAGAACCAGGAGGGGGGCGGUUCCCAAAUGUCGCGUCGAGGCCAUAUCAGCAACACCAUGAAGCUUUUUGCCAGUUUGGGUCUUUCUCCCUCCGACCUGGACGCUUUGGCUGACAUCCCCGAGGAGGACAUCAGCGUGGAGUCACUGCCUCGAAUCCUCAUGCAGCUGAAAAGCCGAAAAGUGGACGUUGGAGAUCGGAGAGCGACCGCUUCGAGUAUGAAUUUGGACGCAGGGUACCGAGGAGGAGGAGGAGGAUGGGAGGGGAGGAUGGGUUCUUCUUCUUCUCUGGGUUCUUCACAGCCCUCUGCAGACUUUGGGUUCGGGUCGAUGCAGGAGUCAAGCCAGGGAUUUGGGGUAAACUUCGGAGGUGGUGGAGGUGGAGGAAGAGAGAGGCCGUUUUCUGAUCUUUCCGAUCGAGAGUCCUACGGCGGUUCGACCCCGUCCGACCCCUUCCUGCCGCGGAGGAUGGGAGCGCUGCCGUCCAACGGGAAGAUCCAGGACUUCUUGGGAUCCACGCCCAACAUGUUCCCCCACGUGUGCUCUCUUUGUGACUUUGACGUUCACUCCACCAUGGAGUGGAACCAGCACAUCAACGGACUUCGACAUGAUGAAAACCGCCGGCAGCUGCUCAACAUGUAUCCGGACUGGGACCCUGGUAUGUCCUCCGGCAGAAGGUUCCACAGGAACUCACAUCUAGUGGCUCUGGUUCUGCAACUCUUCCAGUACUUUCUCCUGAAGACACAAUUCAAGCUAAGUCCCAGAACAUGUUCAGCUCUAUGUUUAAUGUUCCUCUGAGCUCCUUAUCUGAAACGCUCGUUAAACAGACCCUCUGAACUCUGAACUUGUUUCUGCUCUUCACAUUUACUCACCGUGGCCUCGUGUUUCUCUCAUUGUGUAACAUUAUAUCUGAGUGAUUCUAAAAGUGACCUUAAAGCGCUGUCAUCAUGUUUGUUGAUCUGUAAACAAAUCCUGCUCUCUUCAAGGUGUAUAUCAGUGUUUAGUGUCUCUCCUGUGCUCUAAUGUUGAAUGUGCGUUUAACCGUCUGUUUGUUGCCUCUC
This is a messenger RNA of Notothenia coriiceps (black rockcod), 1466 nucleotides long. Its product is annotated as matrin-3-like. Lineage: Eukaryota; Metazoa; Chordata; Actinopteri; Perciformes; Nototheniidae. The record is from RefSeq and is a predicted model, not a curated record. The coding region runs from base 241 to 1203 and encodes 320 amino acids. The transcript has 4 exons.